CAGGGCUUGCAUGUUGCCGGCCUCCUUGCAGGGCCUCUUGGAGCCGGGGCCUGGGGAUGCCUUUGCUUUUUCAGGGCUGCCAAAGGCCUAAAGAGGCAGAGAGGGAGCCUCAGAGCAGCAGCAGCAGCCUCCGCCUCCUCCUCCUCUGCCUUCUUUCCCUGCAAGAGCUGCCUUUCCAGUCGGAGCCGGCCUUGGCGCAGCCAGAGGAGUCCCCGAUCUACCUCCAGAUUCCCCCCUCCAAGGCCGCCCCCGGGUUUGGGCCGCCCGAGGACGGCGUGGAUUUAUAGCCUGCACCCCCAGAUCUCCUCCAGGUUCCAAAACGUGUCCUCCGGCCAGGUGGCUGGCAUGUGACAGGAUGGGCAAGGACUUCCGCUACUACUUCCAGCACCCCUGGUCUCGCUUAAUUGUGGCCUACCUGGUGAUCUUCUUUAACUUUUUAGUAUUUGCUGAAGAUCCAGUAUCUCACAGCCAAACAGAAGCAAAUGUCAUUGUUGUUGGGAACUGCUUUUCCUUUGUAGCAAAUAAAUAUCCUGAAGGAGGAGGUUGGAGGUUUCUAAAAGUCUUCCUAUGGCUACUUGCUAUUCUCACAGGACUCAUAGCUGGCAAGUUCCUCUUCCAUCAGCGUUUAUUUGGUCAAUUGCUGCGAUUGAAAAUGUUUAGAGAGGAUCAUGGGUCUUGGAUGACAAUGUUCUUCAGCACCAUCCUCUUUCUCUUCAUUUUUUCUCACAUAUAUAAUCUGUGUCUCCUUAUGGCUGGUAACAUGAGGGCAUACAUUGUAACAGACUUCAUGGGCAUCAGAAAUGAAAGUUUUAUGAAGGUAGCAGCAGUGGGGACUUGGAUGGGAGACUUUGUCACAGCUUGGAUGGUUACAGAUAUGAUGCUUCAGGACAAGCCCUAUCCUCACUGGGGGAAGUCUGCUAGGGCUUUCUGGAAAAGGGGGAACACCAGGAUUGUUUUAUUCUGGACUGUUCUGUUUACUUUGACCUCAGUGGUUGUUCUUGUCAUCACAACUGACUGGAUCAGCUGGGACAAGCUGAAUCGUGGAUUCCUGCCAAGCGAUGAGGUUUCCAGAGCCUUUCUGGCUUCCUUCAUCUUAGUGUUUGACCUUCUUAUUGUCAUGCAGGACUGGGAGUUUCCACAUUUUAUGGGUGAUGUUGAUGUAAAUCUUCCUGGCCUGCCAGCUGCACACUUCCAGUUUAGAUUGCCCUAUUUCAAAAAGAUUUUUAAGGAAGAGUAUCACAUCCAUAUAACAGGCAAAUGGUUCAACUAUGGAAUUAUAUUUCUUGUUUUAAUCUUGGAUUUAAACAUGUGGAAAAAUCAAAUUUUUUAUAAGCCACAUGAAUAUGGACAAUAUAUUGGUCCUGGGCAAAAGAUCUACACUGUGGAAGACUCUGAAAGUUUAAAGGACCUGAACAGAACCAAACUAUCUUGGGAAUGGCGAUCCAACAAUACUAACCCUUUGACCAACAGGACUUAUGCUGAAGGAGACAUGUUUCUGCACAGCCGGUACAUUGGUGCAAGUCUAGAUGUGAAAUGCUUGGCUUUCAUUCCAUGUCUAUUAGCCUUUGCUUUGUUUGGCUUCUUCAUCUGGUUCUUUGGACGAUUUCAGAAAACCGAUCAAGGCAUGGAGAAUCUGGACAGAUCAUACACCCGCAUGAAAAGAAAGUCACCCUCCGACAUAGGAAUGACACGAGAGAACACACAGGUUUUAGCAGAAGAGCCAUUAAGCCUCGAAGAUCCACAUUUGAUAUCCAUCAAGUCAGACUUGAGUGAGAUUGUCUUUAACUCUUCCCUCCUAACAUCUGAAAAUCUUCAUGCACAUUUAACUGAACAGCCAAGCCCACUGCAACCAGUAAGGAAGACCUCUGUACCUAAGGAUAAUCCAUUAACCUAAUGACAUCCCACUUGGAAGGAAUGAAACAUGAAAUUAUUGUGAGAUUUCAUUGUUGCUUUUUUUUGUAAGUGACAGUUUACAUAGUCUUUAGAAAAGGAAAGAGACACAACCUAUAUCCCAAAGGUGCUCAACAUGCUUUUUUCUAUGACUUUGUUUUCUAUUUAUAUUAUAAUAACUUGUGCCUAUUGUAUUAUAUAAAACAUUCCUUUAUAGAUUGCUUCUAUGAAAACUCACAACAGUGUACUAGUUGAUUAUUUACAGCAGGUAUAAAAUGUGACUUUGGUGGUGCCUUGGAACAUGAGAUCAACUCACUCAGACAUAUAAAGGCAGCAUGAAGCUGUCCCAGGGUGUAUCCACACUACAGGGGGGGGAAAAACACAUUUUGACCCCACUUUAACUGCCACGACU
Sceloporus undulatus (fence lizard) is the source of this 2302-nucleotide messenger RNA. RefSeq names its product transmembrane protein 117 (gene TMEM117). The transcript is spliced from 8 exons. The record is from RefSeq and is a predicted model, not a curated record. Lineage: Eukaryota; Metazoa; Chordata; Lepidosauria; Squamata; Phrynosomatidae. The coding region runs from base 356 to 1894 and encodes 512 amino acids. Gene Ontology annotation, biological process: intrinsic apoptotic signaling pathway in response to endoplasmic reticulum stress.